CGCAGAGUGGGACCCCUGCAAGGAUGAACCCAGACCUUCCCUGCGGGUGUCUCCUUCGCCGCUUCGCGUCCCCCUGGCCUUCCUGAGGGCGCUGCGCACCAUUUCUUCUUCCCGCCUCAUUCCAUCCCUCGCAACAACCCGGCCCGGGAGACUGGGCGAAGGACAUCAUGGCCGGACCGAGGUCGCGUGUCUUAAAAAGUGGAGCCCUGAACGCGAGUUUCCCGGGUCCUUCUUCAAGGAAAGACAUUUGGGCCUGGAGGGCGAAUGGAGUGGCGGGAAUCCUCAAAGCGAGAGAGGCCUCUCCUCAGCCUCCGCGCCAGCCGCGCGUUGAUUGUGAGGCGAAAAAGGCGCGCAAAUGUUUCCUUUCCCGCCACGAAGAACAAACUUCUCAUUUUCUUUUCCUUAGCAAACUUUAUUCGGCGUUGAAAACAAAAUAACCCCGCAACGCAAAGCCUCCCCUUCUGAGGCGAAAAGAGAGCCUCGCCCCGACUCGGCUUCUCCCUCCCCCGAAACUCGCUUCCGUCUCCACCUCCUCAGGCGGCCUUCGCCCCGCCGGAUUCCAGAGGGGGAAAUGCACUGUGCGGGUGGAAAGCUCCUCCUUCCCUCACAAAAACUUCUCCGCCCUGCUCCGAGCCAAGGAGGCGAGAGAUCCUCCGCCGGGCGGUGGAGUGUUUAUGAAGAAGGAAAACUAUAAGUCCUUUAAAAUGCAUACAUCCAUGUGACAAAAGCAGUGUGACUAACUUUUCGCUAUGUAGCACCUCUGUUAUUUGAGCCUUCGCUAUCCAAAACCACUGAAUCAAGAGACGCUAUGUCUUGCAUCCAGCCCUGUGGCACCAUAACUCUUUGUGUGAAUAGCUCUUCCAUUAUUAAGUUGGUAAUGUCAUAGCUGCUGCUUUUGUGUUGCAGUAGAAAUAUAUUCGCAGAAAGCGAAUGUAAUCACGACUACUGGGAGAGGCGUCAGAACCCUACAGAAAAGAAAUGGCAGCUGAUAAAGCCCUUCAGCUAAAUAAUGCAGUAAGAAGAGGAUCGAUCAAGACUGUCCGGCAGUUGAUAGAAGAAGGUAAUGAUAUCAAUUCAAAGGUGAAUGAUGGAUGGACAGCCCUUCACAGUGCUGUACAAAUGAACGAAGAGGCGAUUGCCCACCUUCUGCUGGACAGAGGAGCCGAUCCACUUGCUAGGAAGGACAACGGAGCUACCCCCUUUAUUCUAGCAGGGAUAACAGGCAAUGUUGAACUUUUAAAGCUCUUCCUUCAGAAGGGGUCGGCCAUCAAUGAGUGUGAUUUGAAUGGUUUCACGGCAUUCAUAGAGGCUGCUGGGUAUGGGCGAGAAGAGGCCCUGAGGUUUUUGUAUGAGUGUGGGGCAGAUGUUAACUUGCCCAGAAAUGUGGCUGAUGAGGAUAAAAGGGCCCUGAAUAAAGGUGGAGAAACAGCCCUGAUGGAUGCUGCCAGGUAUGGCCACUGCUCUGUUGUCAAAGUCCUAGUUGAAGAAUUGGGUGCUGAUGUGAACAUCUGCGACAACUGGGAGAGAAAUGCAUUGGUCCAUGCUCUCUCAGUGACUAAGAAGGAUCAGGCCCAAGGCAAAGAGGCAGCUGCCCUUUUCCUCUUAAAACAUGGGGCUGACGUGAAUAAGAGAGAUGAAGAUGGGAAAACUACUUUGAUCCUGGCAGCUGAAAGGGAAAGCCUAGACCUGGUGAAGGCUAUAUUGGAAAAAGAAGAAGUGGACGUGAACGAUGCUGACAGAAACAACAAAACAGCCCUUAUGGCAGCAGUGGAAAUGGAAAAUUAUGAAAUAGCGAAGACAUUGUGUGAAAAGGGAGCAAGAACAGACAUUGGGAACUUGAUAGAUAUGGCCAGCCUGAAUUACAACAACAGAAUGAUAAGGCUUCUUCGCCAGUAUGGAGCAUUGUCUUGUCUAAGGCAGCCAGAAAUACAAUGGACCUCUGCUAGCAGACACUGGCAAUCCAAGCUCCGAGAUCUUUAUGGAAAGUAUCGUCCUAUGAUUGGAAAACUCAAGAUCUUCAUGUUUCCAGAUUUCCGAAUUCAGACAAGUUCCCACGGAGGCGUCUACCUAGGAUUCUACAAUGGGGAAGAGGUGGCUGUGAAGAUAUUCCCCACCACUGCAGAAAAUGCUAAACGAGAGAAAACCUGCCUUGAGAAGUGCCGUACCAGCAAACAUCUGGUGAAGUUCUGUGGGUGGGAAGAGCAGAACUCCUCUCUCUACUUGUGUCUUUCCCUAUGUGAGAAAAACCUUGAGGAAUACUUCAGGACAGCAGAGACUGAGAAUGGAACUAUGAGAAGUAAUGUUAUUAUUGAAACAAUAUUUCAGGCAGUGAAGGAACUGCACUCAUUUGGAUUUGGGCAUCAAGAUCUGCACCCAAGUAACGUUUUGAUAGAUGUCACAGGCAAGGUUUUUCUAGCAGAUUUUGAUAAGUCCAGAAAAAUAGAUGAUGAAAAAGAUCUUACCAUCACAGAAGAUCUGCAGGCUCUCGGAAGUCUAGCCCUGUAUGUUGCUAUGAGGGGGAGAAUCCCCUUUGAAACCUUGCCUGCACAGUGUCCAAAGGAUGUCAAUGAUCACUUUGAAAUAGAAGACCUCAGAGCAAGACUGGAAUCUCCUGAUGAAAACAUCCCAGUCACUGAGCAACUGGGACAGUUGAUCUACCAUCCUUAUUUCUGGAGCAAGAAGGUGAGAUACAGGGUCUUAAGAGACGUUGGGAAUGAGAGCGAUAUAAAGACACGCAACACUCGGCACCAUAACAGCACUAGUGAAAUUCUGAAGGCUCUGAAUAGUGAGGAAGAUCCUUUCAAGGACUGGACUGAAAAGAUUGAUAAGGAUGUAUUGGACUGUAUGGUUGGUCCCUUUAAUGAGAAGAAAAAGAAUAAGAAAAACAAUAAAGAUUAUGAAAACUGUGUGACGGAUUUACUGAAGCUGAUCAGGAAUAUGGGGGAGCACUUCAGUGAGAAGGAUGAGAAGGUGAAGGAAAUAAUCAAGGAGCCAGAAGACUAUUUUCUGAACCUUUUCCCAAAUUUAACAACUUAUGUCUACCGGACUUUGCAUAAUAUACAAUAUGAUAAACAUUUUCCGAAUGCACAAAAUUCUUCUCAGCUAUAAUGGGGACCAAUAGACAGAGAUUCUUCAUGAGAGUUCUCUUCUGUUUCAAGCUGUAAGAAUAAUUAAGAGGCAAGCAACAUGUCCCUCUUUUUCUGAGCCUCUUUCCAGAAUUAAUCAUUUUCAUCUUGCCAGAAUUUGUGCAACACAGGAUGAUAUAUAUUCUCCAAGCGCUCAGAACCCUUUUCAUUUGCGAUGAGAAUCGGCAGCAGUUGAUUCUUGCACGUGACUCUUCUGCCUUUCUUCAGUUUGCCCCAUUCAGCUAAGAUACCAGAUAAAGUCAAAUAAGAAAGUCAAAUAAGAAAGCUGCAGCACAUGUAAUAUAAAGAGACAGAAAGGAAGGUUGUGGCUGGCAGAAGGGAGCUUUAGUUGUCUAUGCAUUUGCGAAGCUUGUUUGCUUGAAAUUGAGGCUUUCUCUCACCUACCAGCAAAACAUCAAUCCAGAUGUUGUAUAAUUUCCUGAAUUUUAUGCUCUGCAGUGGAAAGAGAAAAUAAAUACUUUCUAUUACAUUC
Molecule: messenger RNA, 3618 nt
Organism: Podarcis muralis (Common wall lizard)
Lineage: Eukaryota; Metazoa; Chordata; Lepidosauria; Squamata; Lacertidae
Gene: RNASEL
Product: ribonuclease L
Biological process (GO): protein phosphorylation; mRNA processing
Molecular function (GO): RNA binding; protein kinase activity; RNA nuclease activity
Source: RefSeq, a predicted model, not a curated record